AUGAGGAUGUUAAAUCAGCCUGCAGCAUAUCCAGUACACCCAGACUUUUAUGAAGUCGAAAACCCUAAUGGAACAUAUGAAAAUGUUUUCGACCCAGAUGCUAUUAUUGUUCAUGCUUCAUUUUCUGGCGCCCAAAACUCUUUCUUAUGUCUGAUGAAUGACUUUUACGAAAAACCUACAAAGUUAUACGAACCACCAAGUGGAAGUAUUUCAGACUUUCAAGUAUGGUUUACUACAGAUGGAAGAAAAAGAAUAAUUCCAUUAUACCAUGCGUUUUACUUAGAACUUAGUUUCAUAUACAACUACUAUCGAACGGUAAAAAUAUAA
This is a messenger RNA of Trichomonas vaginalis G3, 327 nucleotides long. RefSeq lists its product as uncharacterized. NCBI's taxonomy places the organism in Eukaryota, Parabasalia, Trichomonadida, Trichomonadidae. The record is from RefSeq and is a predicted model, not a curated record. Bases 1 to 327 code for a protein of 108 amino acids. The transcript has a single exon.